Molecule: messenger RNA, 1080 nt
Organism: Trichoplax adhaerens
Lineage: Eukaryota; Metazoa; Placozoa; Uniplacotomia; Trichoplacea; Trichoplacidae
Exons: 11
Biological process (GO): microtubule-based movement
Molecular function (GO): plus-end-directed microtubule motor activity; microtubule binding; ATP binding
Source: RefSeq, a predicted model, not a curated record
AAUGCAAAUAAAAGCAAUGAGAAAAAUAAUAUUCAGGUUGCGGUCCGAUGUCGCCCUAUUCCAUUGCCAGAUCGAGGAAGUAAUCUAAACGUAGAAAUUAUAAAUGAUCGACAAGAAUUGCGCCUCCACUUAAACGAUAAAUCGACUAAAAUUUAUACCUUUGAUCGGAUUUUUACACCUGAAACUAAUCAAUUGAAUAUCUAUAAGUCCAUGGUUAUACCUAUGAUAGAAGAAGUUUUAGAAGGCUACAAUUGUACUCUAUUUGCGUAUGGUCAAACAGGCACAGGUAAAACACAUACUAUGAUUGGCCAACGAGAUGAUCAGGCUUUUUUAUCAUGGGAAGAUGAUCCUAAGGCUGGAAUAAUACCAAGAGCACUAGGGCAACUAUUUGAUCGAUUAGAAGCAAUGGAUGGCGAUUACACUAUGAGGAUAUCAUAUCUAGAAUUAUACAAUGAAGAUAUUUAUGAUUUGUUAUGUCUUGGAAACAUUGAAAGCCAGAAAAAAUUAAGAAUCUUUGAGGAUUCAUCCAAAAAAGGCAAAGUAGUUGUACAUGGUGCCGAGGAAGUACUUAUUCGAUGCAAAAAUGAAGCCUUUGACGUGCUGAACAGGGGAGCAGCUAGACGGCAGAUUGCUGAAACAGAAUUAAAUGCAAGUUCAAGCCGUUCUCAUACUUUACUAACCAUUAGUAUGGAAAUGAAGGACAAGGGAUUUUCAACUGCGGAAUUUGCCAAGGAAGAAACUAUGAAGAUUGGUAAACUCAAUCUGAUCGAUUUAGCUGGAAGCGAGAAUAUUAGCCGCUCUGGUGCUUCAGAGCGAAGAGCACGAGAAGCUGGCAAUAUAAACCAAAGUUUAUUGACGUUAGGUCGGGUUAUUAAUGCUCUCGUAGAUGGCAAAUCGCAUAUACCGUAUAGAGAAAGUAAGUUAACUCGAUUAUUACAAGAUUCUUUGGGAGGACAGACCAAAACAUCAAUUAUUGCUACCAUUUCCUUACAAUCGCGUGAUCUAGAGGAAACGGUAAGUACUUUAGAGUAUGCUCGAAGAGCUAAGAAGAUCACCAACAAACCUGAAGUGAAUCAGAGA